AUGUUCUGCAGGGCUCGUCUGCCCCUGGCUCGCCUGGCAUACUCUCUUGCAGCCCGGAGGCCGAACGCUCCUUACUAUGCUACUCGUGGAGCCAAAAUCAAGAGUACUAUCAAAUUUCAGGAACUACCCCAGGGUCCUCUCGCUCCUGCUCCGCUGCCUGCCAUCGAAGAACACCCGGACGAUCAAGUUCAAGCCUAUCCGCGUGUUAUACAACAACAUCUGAACAAUGUUAGCAAAUUCAGCGAUUGUGUUGUACUUACUCGUAUAGGCAACUUUUACGAGCUGUAUGGCGAGCAGGCCGAUCAAUAUGGCCCUCUCCUCAAUCUCAAGGUAGCACAGAGGAAAACUGCCCUUGGUCCAAUAGCUAUGGCAGGCUUCCAAUACACUCAAUUGGAUCGCUUCCUAAAAUCUCUUGUUCAAGGGUUGAACAAGCAUGUUGCCAUCAGCGAGGAGGUUCGAAAUUCUGCCGCUGACCAGAUCAAAAACGGCGGUCUCCUCUACAAUCGAAAAGUGUCCCGUAUUGUUACCGCCGGCACCUUGGUUGAUGAAACCUUCAUGGACCCUUUCGAAAACAAUUUUCUGCUAAGCAUCCAUGCCAAUCUCGACACAACAGACAUUGUAUCUAUAUCGCAAGAUACAGACGUGGGCCUCACAUGGGUAGACCUCUCAAGUGGUGAUUUCUUCACACAGCGCACCGAGAUAGCCUCUCUUGGCUCCGUCAUUGCUCGCAUAGGAGCCCGUGAGAUUGUCCUCGAUUCUAGCUUUGAACGAGUUGACCGAACUCAGCUAGAUCGACUAUUGGGUGAUGGUGGACAUGCUGUGACAUUUCACAGUGCAGACCCUAAUUUUGUCUCCAUUGAACAUUGGGCUCCUAUGUUAGAAAAGCCUGUUUCAAAAGAAGAAUCGCGUUCAUUCUCCACCCAAGAGGUUCUUGCGGGCUCAUUGCUACUAGAUUAUGUCAAAGGCAGGUUACUCGAGCUGAAUGUUUCUUUGAGAUCUCCUAUCCGUCGUAACCAGGGCGAUUACAUGAGCAUCGACAAACAGACCUUGAAAGCUCUGGAGAUCAGAUCCACUCUCCGGGACGGACUCUUCCAAGGCAGUCUGCUACAUGCAAUUCGAAGAACGACGACCAAAAGCGGUGCUAGGUUGUUAAGUCAGAGACUAGUAUCACCAUCCAUGUCGCUUUCAGAGAUCAAUAGUCGCUUGGACUUGGUUUCAGAGCUGCUUGAGCACGAUCAGUUGCGUGAAGAGACCAUGUCUGCGCUACAAAGAACAACGGAUGUUCUGCGGCUGUUGCAAAGGUUCUCCAUCGGUAAAGGGGAUGCCGAUGAUCUCCUUGCUCUUGCCAAAACAAUACGAAUCGUCAACCAGAUUGUCAACAUGAUGAACACACAUCUACCUUCACAGAAGAGCGCUAUAGACAUGCCUCCGUCGUCUUUGCCAUUGAGAGCAUUGGUAGAUCGCCUCGAUCUGAAUGGUCCCUCGAAACUUGCAACUCGCAUCUUGGAGGCAAUCGAUGAGGAAGGUUUAUCCCAACAGCACUUGGCCGAAGAGGCAGAAGCUGUGGGUGUCGCAGAACUCGCAGAACAGAUUGUUGAAGCAGAUGAACCUCAGACCAAAUCAACAAAACGCGGCAAGGCCAGUGCUAAGAAGGCUGCAGUGAUCGUAGAUCUCAAUGCCGGAGAGUUUUGGAUUAUGCGAAGGAGUGCCAGUACAACCUUGAAACAAGGGCAUCAAGAUCUCGACGACAUCAUGCAAGAAAAGGCACAGCUUAUCGAACGUUUGCGAGCAGAAAUAGGCAACACAUUAACCCUGAAGUGGACUCCCCAGCUAGGACAUUUCUGUCACGUCAAAGGCAAAGAUGUUCGAGCAGAGAUUCCGGAUGCAAGAAACGUCAGCUCCACCAAGAAUACUAGAGCAUUUUACCUUCCAGAUUGGUCACACUUGGGAUCACGAUUGGAAGACGCAAAGUUACGUAUCCGCACCGAGGAGCAAAGAGUUCUCAACAAUCUUCGCAAGCGGCACNNAACACACAAGAUCGUCGGUGGUCGCCAUCCUAUGGUAGAUAUAGGUUUGCAAGAGCAAGGUCGCCUGUUUACUGCCAACGACUGCAACGUGGGCGGAGAAGAGAGCAUCUUGCUAAUCACAGGGUAUGUUUCGUUCGUACUAGCAUUGACCAGCAUACUAACUCGUAUCACAGGNCCUAACAUGGCAGGAAAAAGUACUUACCUCAGGCAGAACGCCUUGAUCACCAUUCUGGCACAGACUGGUUGCUUUGUUCCUGCAGACUUUGCAAAGAUAGGACUUGUGGAUAAGAUAUUCAGCAGGGUGAGCCUGCAGAAAGUGUAUAUAUGUAUUAUCAGAAAUGAUGCUGACAAGUUCUCANNGGUGGGCUCUGCGGACAACCUGUAUAACCAUCAGUCGACCUUCAUGGUGGAGAUGCUCGAGGUGGCUGACAUUCUCAAUCAAGCCACUUCGCACUCAUUCAUCAUCAUGGAUGAAGUCGGUAGAGGAACCACUCCAGAAGAUGGUGUUGCUGUCGGAUACGCCUGUCUACAUCAUCUGCACAAAACAACCCAAUGCCGCACAUUGUUCGCAACGCACUUCCACUCUCUAGUCGACAUGACAAAGAGUUUCGAUCGCCUGGCUUGUUACUGUACAGAUGUUGCAGAAGAAGAGGAUGGCUCAUGGGUCUACGUACAUAAACUUCGAGAAGGUGUUAACAGAAGCUCGCAUGCGCUUAAAGUUGCAAAGCUUGCUGGUCUGCCGGACACGGCAAUCGCUGUGGCCAAGAGCGUUCUGGAUGACUUUGAGCGGGAGAGAGAAAGUGUGUCGUAA
This is a messenger RNA of Aureobasidium vineae, 2838 nucleotides long. The record is from the annotation of a GenBank genome assembly. NCBI's taxonomy places the organism in Eukaryota, Fungi, Ascomycota, Dothideomycetes, Dothideales, Saccotheciaceae.